AUGCAACUCAAUUGGAGCUUUCAGGUCUUUCUAAUCGGCCUGGCAAACGGCGCUGCCUUGCAGCCACGAAUCGAUAAUGGCUUAGCCAAAACGCCACCCAUGGGGUGGAAUACGUACAACCAUUAUUCAUGCUCGCCCAACGAGACAAUCGUCAAAUCCAACGCGAAGGCCCUAGUUGACCUUGGUCUCGACAAGCUUGGGUAUCGCUACGUGACGAUAGACUGUGGCUGGACAAUUCCCGACCGUGUAAAUGGCUCCCUGACCUGGAACGCAACAAAUUUCCCUAGUGGAUUCCCCGCGAUCGGGCAAUACAUUCAUGAUCUAGGACUUCUAUUCGGAGUUUACGAAGAUGCAGGUAUUCGAUCUUGUCAGACGGACAUUGAACAGGCUGGGAGUUUAUUCCACGAGGCCCAAGAUGCGGCACUGUUUACAUCAUGGAAAAUUGACGCUUUGAAGUAUGACAAUUGUUUUUCUGAUGAAGCAACCGGCUACCCCAAUGUCAACUACGAGCCCAGUACAUCCCCGCAACCUCGCUUUGCCAACAUGACCAAGGCACUGGCCGCACAAAACCGGGCGGUCUUGUUCCAAAUCUGCGAAUGGGGGGUCGAUUUCCCUGCACUAUGGGCACCCGCUCUUGGUCAUACAUGGCGCAUCGGCAACGACAUCAUUCCUGCCUGGCGCGCUAUCUGGCGUACGCUCAACCAAGCGGUUCCUCAGACUUCCUUUGCAGGCCCUGGUCAGUGGCCGGAUCUCGAUAUGCUGGAAGUUGGUAAUGAUAUUCUCACGAUUCCCGAGGAACAAACUCAUUUCUCACUGUGGGCCAUCUUGAAAAGCCCACUCGUCAUUGGUGGGGCCUUGAAGGAUGGGUUGACCUCAAUCAACAAGGACUCUCUUGCCAUCCUAUCGAACAAGGAUGUGAUUGGGUUCAACCAGGACUCUCUCGGUAAGAGUGCUGAGUUGAAGCGACGUUGGUCCGAAGAGGGAUAUGAGGUCUGGAGCGGCCCUCUUUCUAAUGGGCGAACUGUGGCUGCAUUGAUCAACUGGGCAGAUGAGUCUAGAGAGCUGACCUUGAAUUUACCGGAUAUUGGUGUUCAAUUUGCUGGCCAGAUCAAGAAUAUCUGGGCAGGCAAGUCGGUGCGAAACGUGAAAACGGCAUAUACUUCUACUGUCCAGCCUCACGGAGUAAUGCUACUGGAACUUGAGGACACUAUCUCUGCGGGCUCAUACAGCGGCAAAGUUUUUGCAAAGACUAGCGGAAAUACUUAUACCUUUGAGUCGAUAUAUGCAAACACCACGAGCAGUGAUUAUACCAUCCUCGUUCAAUUCACCAGUGCCACGUCGAAGCAAUCAAACCUCAAAAUUACGAAUUCCUUGGAUGCAGCUACGCAAACUGUUUCAGUGCCAGCUUCUCAAAAAUCAGCAUCCUCAAAGCUCACUCUUACUGCUGGAGCGAGCAACAAGCUUGUCAUAGAAUCUGCUAAUACCAUCAAAUCGAUUGAAAUCCAGGCCCCGGUAGGAAUGUAUUAUCCUUGCACCGCAUUUUCGAUUUCCGGUUCUGCCGAGAUUGAAACUUGCGACUCAGGAUUUUGCAAGCCCACCGGCUCUAAGCUAUCAUACAUCAACAGCUCGAACAAAGCAUCUGCAAACAUUCAAGCCACGCUACCAGCAAGUUCUAAGAACGAAACAAUCCAAAAGUAUAUCGAGAUCGACUUCACAAAUAACGAUAUUGCGCUUUCGACAUCUUGGGGGCUGGGUUCCAACUCGCGCAACAUCACAAUUUCUGUCAACGGCGACGAGCCUGUGCGACUGGAAGUACCGUUAUCAGGAAGACAUAGUGAGCUCUUUGGUCCCGGAAAGGGAUGGUGGGACACGUCGACCUUAGGUCUUUUGGUUGGCGGGUGGAAGAGUGGCGACAACGUUGUGGUUGUCGGGAACGAAGCAGGCUCUGAUGCUUUUCAAAGCUAUGGGGCAGACUUCGUGGGGUUGAAGGUUUUUGACUAG
Molecule: messenger RNA, 2001 nt
Organism: Penicillium manginii
Lineage: Eukaryota; Fungi; Ascomycota; Eurotiomycetes; Eurotiales; Aspergillaceae
Exons: 5
Coding region: 1-2001 (666 amino acids)
Biological process (GO): carbohydrate metabolic process
Molecular function (GO): hydrolase activity, hydrolyzing O-glycosyl compounds
Source: RefSeq, a predicted model, not a curated record